AGCGGUGCAGGCUGUUAAUCCCAAAUCUUCCCGAGAGAGUGUGUAUUUCCAAUGGGAAUAUGGACUGCUGUUCUGCUAAACUUUGCUAGAUUUAUAGUCACAUACAAUGUUUAGAUAUUACUAACCAAUAGUGUGAGAGUGAUAGAGCAGGUAAGGUGUCAACGUUUGUCUGUGGUAACCAAGUUGGAGACGUGUCGUGCUCCCACAUUUUCGUUCGUUACUAGUGCUUUUAAAAGAAAUAUGGAAUUAUCAUGCACAGCAGCUUGGUUUACGUUAUUUAUCACCUUUAACCAAUUAGGAAUUUGGAUGGCUAAAGUUACCGAUCAGGAGACGUUUCGACCGAGUACAAUCUUCGCUAUAGCAGGAAAAACUGUAGCAAUACCCUGUGAUGCGCACCCUUCUGCCAAAGGCGAUUCUGUAGCAUUGAUACUGUGGUAUAAAGACAACAUUACAACACCCAUGUACAGCCUGGAUGCUAGGCAAGGAAAUUUAAAUCAAGCACGUCACGCUGCUAAAGACGUUUUGACAACAAGAGCUUUCUUAAAUAUCCUAACAGAACCUGCAGUCUUGCAACUCAAUCCCGUUUUGGUUGCAGAUGAAGGAGAAUAUAAAUGCAGGGCGGAUUUCAGAAAUGAAAGAACUCGAUAUUCAUCUGUCACUUUAAAAGUUUUUGUUGAACCGGAGAAACCAGUAAUUAAAGAUAGUUUUGGUGAAAUUCAACAAAGUCUAAUUGGUCCGUAUAACGAGGGAGAUGCACUUGUACUUAUUUGUGAAGUAACUGGAGGUAAACCUUUACCGUCUUUAACGUGGUGGCGAGAGAAUGUGUUGUUAGAUGACACAUAUCAUAUCGUUUCUUCAAAUUUUGUAAUGAAUGAAUUGGAGAUUUCGGCGUUACAACGUCAUGAUCUCAUGGCUGUCUUCACUUGCAAAGCAAUUAACAACAACAUUACAGCACCCCUCGUGUCCUCGGUCACGAUCGAUAUGAACUUUCGUCCACUCGACGUACAGAUCGAAGGAGAACGAAAACCUAUGGCUUCAAUGAAGCAAGUAGAGUUAAACUGCAGAGCAAUUGGUUCUAGACCUCCGGCACUGAUUACCUGGUGGUUAGGAAAAAAUAAACUGAAGUCGGUCAAAGAUAUCGUGUCUGUCGAUGGUAAUAUAACGACCAGCGUUUUAUCAUUUAGACCAUCGAGAGAGGAUAGUGGAAGAUAUUUAUCUUGUAGAGCCCAAAACACGCUAAUUGCUGACAGUACUAUCGAGCAUGGAUGGAAUUUAGAUGUUUAUUAUGCCCCCCAGGUGACUUUACGCUUGAGCAGUAAACUUCGUCAUUCUCCUAUUCAAGAAGGAAGUGACGUGUAUUUGGAAUGUGUGGUGCAUGCCAACCCACCCGCCACCAAUAUCGAUUGGAAGUUUGACGAACGACAAUUACAGACAAACAGGACGGCGGGGAUUAUCAUCACUAAUCAGUCGUUGAUCCUGCAGAAGGUACACAAGUCGAGCAAAGGCCAGUACACGUGCAUUGCUACUAAUUCUGAAGGAAGAGUAGAAAGUAAUCCUGUGAUGCUCAGGAUACAAUACUCGCCCGUUUGUGCCCAUCAGGAAAAAAUUGUUUACAGUGGUGGGAAGAACGAGCCAGUGAGAGUGGCGUGUGAAGUAUAUGCUGACCCGGAACCAUUAGCCUUUCGAUGGAAAGUUAACACGUCAGUUGACACAGGACAAGUGAUGACGAUGGCCAACCAAGAAGCUCGUAACGUUGCCACAUAUAUACCAAAAUCCGACGAAGAAUUCGGUACUAUAGAAUGUUGGGCAAAGAAUAGUGUAGGGGAGCAAACUACACCGUGCACUUAUAUCAUCUUACCUGCGGGUCCACCCGAAAAACCGAAGAGUUGCUCUGUUAGUAACCAAACAGAAACGAGUUUCGUAGUCCAUUGCAUAGAAGGAUAUAGUGGCGGAGUUAGCCAACAUUUUGUGUUAGAAGUAUACAGCACAGUGAUUAAAACAUUACAGAACAAUCAAACUUCCGACGUGCCAAUAUUCACCGUCACAGACUUAGAACCGGGAGGAAAUUUUCAAGUUUUUAUAUAUUCUAGUAAUUCGAUUGGUAGAAGUUCUAUUAUUGUACUAAACACGAGUACUCUACCGUCACCAUCGAGCUUAACACGUACAGAUGACGAUUGGAAAAUCAAUUUUCCUCCAAUAUUCUUGGUACUGACAAUAGUUUCUGUUGGGUUAACCUCAUCAAUAUUCCUGACUAUAGUCAUUGUGAAGAUCAGAAACAGAAGCAGAAACAGGAGAAAUGUUCCAUCUGCAGCUAUGGACGAUAAAUGCCAGACUCCACUUCGGAAAGAUACAGAUGAUGAAUGGAAAUCGUGUGCUUACGUUGGAGAUGGAAAAGGUCCUGAUAUCAUACCAGAAAUAAGGGAAUCCGGUUUUUCCGAAGAUAUGAUGAGUGAAGGUGUAGCAUUCCAAACUGGAAGUCAAAAAGAAACGGAUCAAAUCAACUGCAAAAUGAAAUCUGCUAACAUAACUUUACUACAAUCGUCGCCUACGUAUAGGAGUAGAACAAUGGAACAUACCAGUUUACACAGUUAUUGUUCGUCACCGACUAAAAAGUUUACAAAUGUAACACCGACAUUUACUAGUAAACAGACUAAAGUCUGAAAAGAGCAUGAAACUCUGAUUAAUUGUCAGCAUGUUGUCCUCGCCUCUUCUUGUGCAGAAAGAAGACGUACACGACAAUCACUACAACAGAUAUCGCUAGAGCGAUGUUAACCGAUUGUCUUACACUAUGCAAGAGAGAAGAGGAAAAAAAAUACACUAGAAGUCAGAAAUGCCAUCGAUCAACACACGAUCUACCAAUUUAGCAUUGUAGUGAUCGUUGUUUUCGUUUUUACUUCAUUUUGUCAGCCUUGGUCGAACGAUCACUAAUGGUCUUCCUUCCCGAGAAUUAAAGAACACUACUGUAUAAAGUUUAAUAUCGAACUUGCAGGAAUGCCGACAUACAGGAACCAACGGAAGCACCCCAAAAUGAUAAUGCGCACUCCCGUAAUUGUGUGUUCAGUAUUUUUAUAUUGCACUAAUAAAAUCUCAGGGAAGUUGUUACUCCGCUAAGAGUCGACUGCGGCUGUUUUAUAACACUGCAACCAUACAGAAACGUCGAAAUGCCUGCUUUGUGAUCUCAUUUUUUUUUGUAAAGAAGACGUGGUAAGCUCACCAAGAAAACACGUGGACAAACUUUUCAUGUAUGUCGAAUAUAUGGUGUGAUUUGAAUAUAAAUACUUUCGCCUGUAUACAGGUGGAGAGAUUUAUAAAUAUUGUGUUUAUAAUGACAAUGGUGAUUUAUGUAUCUGAUUAUAAU
Centruroides sculpturatus (bark scorpion) is the source of this 3358-nucleotide messenger RNA. RefSeq names its product hemicentin-1-like. The coding region runs from base 241 to 2661 and encodes 806 amino acids. Lineage: Eukaryota; Metazoa; Arthropoda; Arachnida; Scorpiones; Buthidae. The transcript has 14 exons. Gene Ontology annotation, molecular function: protein binding. The record is from RefSeq and is a predicted model, not a curated record.